This is a messenger RNA of Copidosoma floridanum, 1014 nucleotides long. RefSeq lists its product as uncharacterized. Lineage: Eukaryota; Metazoa; Arthropoda; Insecta; Hymenoptera; Encyrtidae. The record is from RefSeq and is a predicted model, not a curated record.
AUGGAAUAUUUUGUGGAUAUGCAAGGUUUUAAGAAACCAGAACUGAAACAAAAGUGGCUUAAAAGAUUUGACUUUAAAGUCACUAAAAUGACCGACUAUCCACCGUUUGAACUCCCAAGAUUGGUCACCGCUUGUUCUCAUCACAACGGAGCCUAUAAUUCAAUGUGUGCUCUUCAUAAUGUUAAGCUGAUUGGCGUGGGAACUGAGGCACCGGCCAGAUGCAACACGGUUGCGCAGGGUAUUUUGCAAUCUAGUUCAGAUCAGAAUUUCGCGAUGGGAUUUUUCACUCUAGUCCUGAAUGAGCUUACGGGUUGUCUACCUAAGGAGAAAGUUAUUCAAGGGCAUUGGCCUCAUAUUAAUGGGCUGACUUUAGCCGAUCCCCAAUUCGCAGUGCCCGCGAGAGUAGAUUGUAUUUUAGGAGCCGACGUAUAUUCCACUUUGAUUCUGGAUGGCAUAAAAAGGGGUCCGAUUGGGUCACCACUAGCUCAACAGUCUGUCUUCGGCUGGUUAUUGACUGGAGCCGUAUCGCCAUCGCCUGCGAAAGAUUCGCCCAAGUUGGUUCGCUCAUUUCAUGUGGUUGCGGAACCAUCACUUUCACAGCAGCUUGCGACGUUUUGGGAGAUUGAAGAGGUGCCUCGCAAGGUUCCUUUAACUCCAGACGAGGACUUUUGCGAGAUGCAUUUUUCGAGCACGCAUUUUCGCGAUGAGAAUGGGCGUUUUGUGGUCCGUUUGCCAUUUGCCAAGCGCCCUAAUUUGGUUGGUUCCCGCGAUCUAGCUGCAGCCUGUUUGCGUCAUUCUGAGCGACGAUUGCAGAAGAAUCCUCAACUCGCUGCUCGUUAUCAAGCAUUUAUGCUCGAGUACAUCGAGUUAGGGCACAUGGAGUUAGUUCCUCCUCAGCAAGUUCCGAACCCUUCGUAUUACCUGCCUCAUCAUGCAGUUGUUAAGCCAGACAAUCUUGAAAAAUUACGUGUCGUUUUCAAUGCUUCUCAGAAGGCUAAAAAUGGUCUUUCCUAG